AUGACAACUCCUAAGAACUACAUUCAUCCCAAGACACUGAUACGAGAUCUGACAAGAAAGUUCGAAGACGUAGACUACACCAACUCGACCAUUGAAAAGAACGAAAAGUAUGAACUCGCCCGGCUUGAGGCCGAGAUCAAAGAAUGCCGCAAACAUCGCGACGCCUUACGCGCUCUCGGUCCCACUCAGAUGACUGUUCAGGAUAGCGACUCCCUGGCUUACUGGGAAAAGGAGUUGGGCGAAAUGACGGCCUUGGAGCCCAAGUUGAAGCGCUUCUUCCAAGGGUUGCGUGACAAACUAGCAAAGACUGCUGCUGCGAAGAAGGCUGCCUCCCAGCCGAAGAAGGUGGUGAAGGGUGAGGAGGGGAGGGGUGGCGUGGGUGACUAUGGAGCCAGCCAAGGACGAGGGAUGGGUGGAAGAUUAGAUCCGAGGAGAGGAAGUGCUGACGGUGGCGGCGGAGGAGCGGGCGUUGAGAGCAGAAGGCGGUGA
Cyphellophora attinorum is the source of this 489-nucleotide messenger RNA. RefSeq lists its product as uncharacterized. Lineage: Eukaryota; Fungi; Ascomycota; Eurotiomycetes; Chaetothyriales; Cyphellophoraceae. The coding region runs from base 1 to 489 and encodes 162 amino acids. The record is from RefSeq and is a predicted model, not a curated record. The transcript is spliced from 2 exons.